This is a messenger RNA of Bipolaris zeicola 26-R-13, 1035 nucleotides long. RefSeq lists its product as uncharacterized. NCBI's taxonomy places the organism in Eukaryota, Fungi, Ascomycota, Dothideomycetes, Pleosporales, Pleosporaceae. Gene Ontology annotation, biological process: translation. Gene Ontology annotation, molecular function: structural constituent of ribosome. The coding region runs from base 1 to 1035 and encodes 344 amino acids. Gene Ontology annotation, cellular component: ribosome; mitochondrion; small ribosomal subunit. The transcript is spliced from 4 exons. The record is from RefSeq and is a predicted model, not a curated record.
AUGGCCGCGCCACGAUGUAUGCGCUCUUUUCUGGGGCCAGCAAAGAGGGUCAAGAUUUCACACGCCCCACGGCCAUCCGUCCAGACCUUUUCGCGGAACAAGAGCUCGAAAGCGGACGAGGACAAUGAGCGGGACUCAAGAGAGGACAGAGAUGUCAGGCUCAUUGAGAAGCUGAAGAUGGACCUGGAGAGCGGCGAUAUGCCGCUUGAUGCUCGGCUGGAGGAUAUGGGUAUCGAUGUUCAGGAAUUCAAGACUCUAUAUGCCAGCCAGCAAAAAGUCAACAAGCGCCAGCAACAACGGGAACCCAAGACGCGCGAGGAAGCUCAGCGACAGUGGAAAGAACUACAAAACACACCCGACCACCUUGGCCUCUUAAAAGUCUACAAGCGCGCCGGCGUUGAACCCAUUAAACUCGCAAAAGAAAAAGACAUCACCUUCCCCACCGACCAACCCCCACUAGACCCCAAAACCCAAGAAGCCCUCGACGCCCUCCGCACCCCCCUCAACGUCCGCGCCGUCCACCUCAGGCCCCUUCGCCGCACACCCGAAUACGGUGUGCCCACCUGCGACCUCCAACUCCGCACCUACAACAUCCGCAACCUGCUCCUCUUCUCCGACUUCGCCGUGCGCGCUGCAUACUAUAUGGGUCUCUGCGCGCGCGGUCCCAUCCCGCUACCACGCAUAACAGAGCGCUGGGUAGUCCCGCGAUCGAAUUUCAUCUUCAAGAAGAGUCAAGAGAACUUUGAGAGGGUGACGAUGCGCCGCUUGAUUCAGAUUCAGGAUGGACACCCGGAUGUGGUCAAGGCUUGGUUGGCGUUUUUGCAGAAACACCAGUAUCACGGGGUGGGCAUGAAGGCGAAUAUUUGGGAGUAUGAGGGACUGGAGAGUGCGUUGGUGGCGGGCGAGAAGGUCAAGGAGGAUGAUGUGAGUAGGAGACGGGAGGGCGCGGUGUUGGAGAAGGUCAAGGAGAUUUUGGGGAGAGAUGGGUUUAAGGAGGGGAUGAAGGGGGUUAAGGGAGUUGAGCUGAGGCCGUGA